Plenodomus lingam JN3 is the source of this 1899-nucleotide messenger RNA. RefSeq names its product Flap-structured DNA-binding and RNA-binding protein (gene VTS1). Gene Ontology annotation, molecular function: mRNA binding. Gene Ontology annotation, biological process: nuclear-transcribed mRNA poly(A) tail shortening. Gene Ontology annotation, cellular component: P-body. The record is from RefSeq and is a predicted model, not a curated record. Lineage: Eukaryota; Fungi; Ascomycota; Dothideomycetes; Pleosporales; Leptosphaeriaceae.
AUGUCUGCGAGCCAUAUUGCCGCCAACAGGAACAGCACUCCCGAGGGUUCGAGCUCGUUGCGCCCCCCGCAAGCCCGCACUUCCCUCGGCGCUGGUCACCACCUGCGCGCCUCUGCUGACAUGGGUGGCUUCUCCUCGCCCCUCGCCAACCGUGGCAUUCGUCCCGCUUCGGAAAUCUACUUUGGUCGCAACAGUACCCAGUCGGGCAACCCAGACGAGAUGGAGCGGGCUGCCCAGCAGUGGCUGGCCGACAUUGACCAGUACGAGAACACGCUCGAGGAAAUGGCCACGGCCACGCUCGAUCAGGACUUCAAGGACGAGUUGAGCGCCAUCGAACAGUGGUUCCGCGUCCUCAGCGAGGCCGAGCGGACUGCGGCCCUAUAUGCUCUGUUGCAGCAGACAACCCAGGUGCAGAUUCGCUUCUUCAUCCAGGUGCUGCAACAAAUGUCCAAGAACCUGCCCAUGUCUGGCGUGCUGUCUCCUGCCAAUUUCGGUGAAAAAGAUCCCAUGACGCAGAAAUUGAGCGAUGCUAUGAGCAAGCUCAAUACGGGCGAGAAUCGCCAGUCCAUGGGCCUCAGCCGCCCUCCGCCAUCUCCAGGUGCUGGAAAACGCAAUUCGGGCCUGGACACUUCUACUAUCAAUCGUAUGUUCCCGGACGCCGCCGCUGCCAUUGCCAAGCAAAAGGCCGAGUUCACUGAUGUUGUUGGGGUCGCGCCGGCGUCAAACCGUAAUAGCACCGUGGGCGACCGCAACUCCAUGAUUGCACCGACUAUUUCCGCUCCAGAAGAUGGUAGCAAGCGAGAAAAUAAUGCGCCUCCAGCAUCACCCUGGAAUGAGGGUACCAACCGUCCCAAGUCAUCUGGGCAGCAACAGCAGCAGCAGCAACAGCAGCAGCAGCAGCAACAACAACAGCAGCAACAGCAACAGCAACAGCAGCAACAGCACCAGCCUAUGGGCCAAUUUGCCCAGCCGCCCCCCUCCGCAGGGGGACUUCGCUCUCCUCGUCUCCCUCUUCAGAAUGAAGGGAAUAAUGUACAGACCACUACCCUCAACGCCCUCGAAGCAAAUUCGGCCAACAUGCCAUUGCUUUCCCCUGCUUAUGCUGGAGGCGGUAGCUGGGCCUCUCAGCUGAGCACUCCGAUGGUGGCCAACUUCAAUCAAACCAACAACCAGGCAGACAUGGUUGCCAAUGCUACCGCUAUGAAACUGGCCGCCCUUUCGACUGUUAACAAUCGCAUUCAGCUUGAUGACGUGCGCAAAUAUCGUCGUGCUCGUUCUUCGGAUAACGGACCUCUGUCACCUGGCCUACCCCACAUGGGCAAUUCGAACAUUCUCAUGACCAACGAGCGAGGUCAGGUAUUGACACCCCAACAGGCUGCUGCCCUCCAGGCGCAGCAGUUGGCCGUUAUGAACGGUCACCGCUCUCGUCCCAACUCGCCAGGCUUCGCAAUGCAGAGUGCAGGAAUGGGGGCCAUGGGCAACUUUGCAUCUCCCCAGGCCAACGGCUUCCUCUCCGCUGACUACAGUGGCAACGGUUUGAUGAACAAUGGCAUGGGUACCUUGAAUCUCAGCCAAUUUGGCAUUGGGGUUAGCGGCGAAUUUCUUGCCGACCCUAGCCAAAUGGACCGUGGGCGAUCGCCUCGCGGCCGUCGGGGCAGCUCGAAGCCUCCGGAGGAUCCCACCGAUCCUAACCUGCUUCAGGAUAUUCCCAGCUGGCUCAGGAGUCUCCGCCUGCACAAAUACACUGACAACUUGAAGGACCUCAAGUGGCAGGAGCUGAUUGAAUUGGACGACGAGGGUCUUGACAAACGCGGUGUCAACGCUUUGGGUGCCCGCAGGAAGAUGCUGAAGGUUUUUGAGCAAGUCAAGGAAGCUCAGGAACAGGGCAAGCUACGGUAG